Bactrocera latifrons is the source of this 1007-nucleotide messenger RNA. RefSeq lists its product as uncharacterized. The coding region runs from base 54 to 641 and encodes 195 amino acids. The record is from RefSeq and is a predicted model, not a curated record. Lineage: Eukaryota; Metazoa; Arthropoda; Insecta; Diptera; Tephritidae. The transcript has 2 exons.
GUACACAUCACUAGAAGAUAUUAAUUAGUACGGUCCAAUACUUUCUAAAUCAAAUGGCUGGGCUAUCUACACACAAGUUUUGCGCAGCGUUUUUGCUGGUGAUCGGUGUUGUCUGCGCCAACGCCGAUGGUACUGAAAACCCGGAAAUAGACAUGGAAAUGUGGGCUUCACGCAAUCAAUUGUUGGACUCCAUGUUUGAAGAUACGCUGAAUUUAACCGGUUAUGCUUUUGCAUGGAGUAAGGAAGUUUGCCAGAAGCUACUCGACGAGGAGCAGAAUCAAACAAGCGCAGAACCAGAAGCUCGCGAAAUGCAUCUGAAUAAUUGUCUUCGUCACACCGUGGAUCGUUUAGAUCCCACAACAAGUCGUCGUGGCGAUCACCCAUAUGAAGUCCGAUUGCACAAAUAUGGAUUUGAGGAAUUUCGAAAAGUCAUGGAUCAAAAAUAUGAACACUUCUUCGAUGAGAUGGUCCAGCGUAUGGUUGACUAUGUAAAGAGUUUGACGCCAGAGCAGCAAGGCAAAGAGACGGCGCGAAAUUUGAAGGGUUGGUCGGGCAAAAUUAAGAAUGCUCCGACUUUGGCAGGGAAAGAAAUGGCUUUCAGAAAAUGUAUGCGAUUUUAUUACUUUGAGAGGGGUGUUUAAUGUGACCGUUUUCGGUUCGGCCAUUCAAAAGUUAAACAUUUGAAAGUGAAAGCGGAGCUACAAAACGUUAGCAAUAUUUUUUGUUUUUGUUUAGUGACUAACUGAGCUCGUCUUAAAGUUCUUAAACGCAUCUAAAACAUUUUACAAUAUGAUUAAUUUAAGCAUACGCAGCUAGAAUGCUUGCUAUCCCGUUUAAAAGUAAUCAUCAACUAAAAUUUUAAAAUUGAAGUUCAAAUCAGUUUUUUGGCUCUGACAGUAGCAUAUUAAUAUUUUAUAAAAUUAAUUUAAAGCAGUUUGUGCGAAAUUUAAUAUAGUUGGCAACCUUAUCUAAUGUAAUGUAAUAUGCUGAAGUCUUACAUUCUAAUA